UUGGGGGAGACACCCCGGAGUCCCAGGAGGCAUGCAGCCAGGAGCUCUUCUCAAGCCAGGAGGAAGGCAGCCAGUCGCAGCAGCUGGUACUUGGUGAAGGACAAGCAGAGGAGCAGGUUCCCACCGCAGGCACUUACCUGCCACCCUUGCAGCAGGUAUUUCAAGCACCACGUCGGCCUGGGAUAGGAACCGUAGGGAAGCCUAUAAAGCUCUUGGCCAACUAUUUUGAAGUGGACAUUCCCAAGAUCGACGUGUAUCACUAUGAAGUGGAUAUCAAGCCUGAUAAGUGUCCACGUAGAGUCAACAGGGAGGUUGUGGAAUACAUGGUGCAGCACUUCAAACCUCAGAUCUUUGGAGAUCGGAAGCCGGUCUACGACGGGAAAAAGAAUAUCUACACCGUCACUGCCCUGCCCAUCGGAAAUGAACGGGUUGACUUUGAGGUAACAAUCCCAGGGGAAGGCAAAGACCGGAUAUUUAAGGUCUCCAUCAAGUGGAUGGCGAUUGUGAGCUGGCGGAUGCUCCAUGAGGCCUUGGUAAGCGGGCAGAUCCCCGUCCCGCUGGAAUCUGUCCAGGCGCUAGAUGUUGCCAUGAGACAUCUGGCAUCAAUGAGGUACACUCCUGUGGGUCGUUCCUUCUUCUCCCCUCCUGAAGGUUACUACCACCCUCUGGGAGGGGGCAGAGAAGUUUGGUUUGGGUUCCACCAGUCAGUCAGGCCUGCCAUGUGGAAGAUGAUGCUCAACAUUGAUGUGUCGGCGACAGCCUUCUACAAAGCCCAGCCCGUGAUCGAGUUCAUGUGCGAAGUGCUGGAUAUCCGAAACAUCGACGAGCAGCCAAAGCCCCUAACGGACUCGCAGAGGGUGCGCUUCACCAAGGAGAUCAAAGGUUUGAAAGUAGAGGUGACCCACUGUGGGCAGAUGAAGAGGAAAUACCGAGUGUGUAACGUUACCAGGCGACCAGCCAGUCACCAGACGUUCCCCUUGCAGCUGGAAAGUGGGCAGACGGUGGAGUGUACAGUGGCUCAGUACUUCAAGCAGAAAUACAACCUGCAUCUGAAAUACCCCCACCUGCCAUGUCUGCAGGUUGGCCAGGAACAGAAGCACACGUAUUUGCCCUUGGAGGUGUGUAACAUUGUGGCAGGCCAGCGAUGCAUCAAGAAGCUAACAGACAAUCAGACAUCAACCAUGAUAAAAGCAACAGCGAGAUCUGCCCCAGAUAGACAAGAGGAAAUCAGCCGACUGAUGAAGAAUGCCAGUUACAACCUGGAUCCGUACAUACAGGAGUUUGGGAUAAAGGUGAAGGACGACAUGACGGAAGUGACGGGGAGGGUCCUUCCAGCACCAAUCUUACAGUACGGAGGCCGGAACCGGGCGAUUGCCACUCCCAACCAGGGCGUGUGGGACAUGCGGGGAAAACAGUUUUACAACGGGAUCGAGAUCAAAGUCUGGGCUAUCGCCUGCUUUGCCCCCCAGAAGCAGUGUCGAGAGGAGGUGCUGAAGAACUUCACAGACCAGCUGCGCAAGAUUUCGAAGGAUGCAGGGAUGCCCAUCCAAGGCCAGCCAUGUUUCUGCAAAUAUGCACAGGGUGCGGACAGCGUGGAGCCGAUGUUCCGACACCUUAAAAACACCUACUCUGGGCUCCAGCUCAUCAUCGUCAUCCUGCCAGGGAAAACACCUGUGUAUGCGGAGGUGAAGCGUGUUGGAGACACGCUCCUGGGGAUGGCCACGCAGUGCGUUCAGGUCAAGAAUGUGGUGAAAACCUCCCCGCAAACCCUCUCCAACCUCUGCCUCAAAAUCAAUGUCAAACUAGGUGGGAUCAACAACAUCCUCGUGCCUCACCAGCGCUCGGCCGUCUUUCAGCAGCCAGUGAUCUUUCUGGGUGCCGAUGUCACCCACCCACCAGCGGGGGAUGGGAAGAAGCCUUCCAUAACGGCUGUUGUGGGCAGCAUGGAUGCCCACCCGAGCCGUUACUGUGCCACGGUACGAGUCCAGCGCCCUCGGCAGGAGAUCAUUGAGGACCUGUCCUACAUGGUGAGGGAGCUGCUCAUUCAGUUCUACAAGUCCACCCGCUUCAAACCCACCAGGAUCAUCUUCUACCGGGACGGGGUUCCAGAGGGGCAGCUCCCGCAGAUUCUUCACUAUGAGCUGCUGGCAAUCCGAGACGCCUGCAUCAAACUGGAGAAGGAUUAUCAGCCCGGCAUCACAUACAUAGUUGUCCAGAAACGGCACCACACCCGCCUCUUCUGUGCGGAUAAGAACGAAAGGAUUGGCAAGAGCGGGAACAUCCCGGCUGGAACAACUGUGGAUACGAACAUCACCCACCCGUUCGAGUUUGACUUCUACCUGUGCAGUCAUGCAGGCAUUCAGGGUACGAGCAGACCUUCCCAUUACUACGUCCUCUGGGACGACAACCGGUUUACAGCAGAUGAGCUGCAGAUCCUUACGUACCAGCUCUGCCACACCUACGUGCGCUGCACCCGCUCAGUCUCCAUCCCAGCACCAGCAUAUUAUGCCAGAUUGGUGGCAUUCAGGGCGCGGUACCACCUAGUGGACAAAGAGCAUGACAGCGGAGAGGGCAGCCAUAUAUCUGGACAGAGCAACGGCAGAGACCCGCAGGCCCUGGCAAAGGCUGUGCAAGUUCAUCAGGACACUUUGCGUACCAUGUACUUUGCUUGAAAGCCUAACUUUUCUUACCUCAUUCAAGAAAGCUUUCAGAUUUGUAGGAGCCAUACAAAAAAGGAAGCAUUGAGACACCUUGUUUGUUCCAAUGAGAAUCACUGCAGGGCAGGCAGCGUCACUUGAGGCAGGAGACCAACACCACGUGCGGAAGGAGAGAGACCAGACCCCUUCGUAGUAUGGGAAGAGACUGAUUAUUUUUCUGGUUUUGCAAAUCUUCACCUGACCAAACCAGUGAAGGUGUUUAAAGAAGGGAUAAAAUGGAAACAGAAGCAGGUUUUCAUUUUAAAAUGCAAUACACUAUAGACUUCAGACUGCAAAACAAAGGAAUUGGUCCUCCAUUGCCAAACAGAUGCUGGUUGGUAUUUUGGGGGUGGGGUGGGGGGAUUUUUAGAGCCUUAAACAGAAGACUAGAUUUAUAAACUAAUAUUUUAGGAUACAAGAUGCUUUAAUGGGUUAAGGAAAAAAACUAGUUUAUAGAAAAAUUCUAACACUAACAUUUGCCCCCCACGUAACGUAAGGCACCCUAGCACUUAGCUCCGAACUGAUGAAAUCUGUCUUCCUUAUGUUAAAAGCUAGUUAGCUGCUUCCAUUUGAAGCAACAGUCACAGACUUUUCCUUGGGUGAGUGCCUUACUACGAUGCUGCAAAAUUUCAACGUUUUUAUCUUGUAAGGAAAAAAUAUAGGACUCUUGUCUUGGUGGUGGUCCAUAUUUCCAUCCAAAGGAGUUGAUUUUAUAUUCAUAAAGUUACAGUUGGUGUUAGAUCACAACCUCACAAUGGUUAAACUCCAUUGAAAGACGUGCACUUUCAUAUAGGACAAGUUGAAUAGCUGCUGACCCGUUUUUGUUUCCAGUGUACUACUUUGUUAUUUAAAACUGCAUUUCUGACAAAUGGGGGCAUUCAUCCCAUGAGGACAGAAAUCCCCAGAUUAGUAUUUUUUUUUCCUGAAUUUCUAUAAUGAUGAACACGUCGGGAUUUUUUUUACUAAGCAUUAUUUUUAUACGGUAUGAAGUCUGUUGCCAAAAUUCACAAGUCAUUAACAUUGUCAGAGUUUACAUCACUGCACUUCCUGAGACUUUGUAUGUUCAUGCCAGAGAUUGAUAGUAUUUCCUGUCCAAUGAGUGUAUUACUAACUGCAGUCCAUGGAGCUGUGGGGUAUUCCUUUGUUAUGUUCUAGUGCAGGGGUCGGCAACCUAUGGCACACGUGCCGAAGGCGGCACGCGAGCUGAUUUUCAGCAGCACUCACACUGCCCGGGUCCUGGCCACUAGUCGGGGGGGGGGGGCUCUGCAUUUUAAUUUAAUUUUAAAUUAAGCUUCUUAAACAUUUUUAAUACUUUAUUUACUUUUACAUACAACAAUAGUUUAGUUACGUAUUAUAGACUUAUAGAAAGAGACCUUCUAAAAACGUUAAAAUGUAUUACUGGCACGCGAAACCUUAAAUUAGAGUGAAUAAAUGAAGACUUGGCACAGCACCUCUGAAAGGUUGCCGACCCCUGUUCUAGUGUAUCUCCUGUACGUCAUGUAUAUCCAUUACGUCUUUAUGGGCUGUGUGCUUUCUAAGUUACUACCUGUCCAACUCCAGCAUGUUCAAACUGUUGUGGUAGUUUCGCUGCUAGGUAUUGCUGCUCUUUUUACCACAGAUGUUACUGGUUUCAUGCACGGGGGUUUUAAAAUCUGAAAUGCUGCCAGAUUGUUCAUCAUUGUGAAGAAUGAAAUGAAUUUUACUGUCACUGGGAAUUUCCUACUGAUUUGUGUCAUAAUAAGAAAAAAGUGUGGUCUUCUCCCCCCCGCCCCCAGUAACACGCUGACGGUAUUUUAAACUCAUUUUGCUGUACGGAAUGACCCUUGCAUGGAAAGCUGCGGUAGCUACUCAUUAAUUACAGUAAAUGGGCAGGUUAUCCCAGUUUAAUAUUUAAUCAUGCACCACAAAUUUUCUUCAGGAGAAGGAACACUUUGUCCAGCCAGUUACUGGACUGACAAGGGGAGCGAUUUUACUGCCAAAGUGAACCAGUUUUAAAAGCCUAGCAAAUAUUGUACUCCACCUAUAUCCAUUACUAGAAACACAUUUUGUUUCAUACCUUUUGAUAUUUCAACUUGCCUUGCUAGUAGUUCAUAAAAUCAAUUUUGAUCAGGUUGACCAUCGCGCUCUAUUCUAAUACAAUAAAUUAUUUGUAUCUCCUCCCCUCUCCCCCCCAAUUGGGUACCAUGUUUGUUAAGAAUUAAAAGAUCAGUCUGCUAUGCAAACUAACUCUUGAGCCCUCCAGUGCCAUACUGUGUGAAGAACCUAAAUCUAGAACCGUUGUACUUUUCAAGACUACAGUGUUUGGAUCAUAGUCUGCUUUCCAUCUUGUAUUAAACUCCACUGCUGUACAUCUGCAUGGGCAGAGGCGGGAGCCUAGGUGGUGGUCAUGGUUGGUCGAAUACCCAACCCUCUGUGGGGGUCCAGAGAGUAGGGAAUGCAUCACCACUAAGUGAGAAGCCUACAUUCCUUUAUAGAAGUGCCUGCAUAGUGACACACAGUCAGCACCUCUCAACUCCAUUCCCAGAACUCCACUUGGUAUUAUUUGAAAGGAUGAUCCCAGAGGGGAUAAACCCACCCAAUCUUGUAGUAGUAAGCUCCUAAUUAAGGAUAAAAAUUGGGUUUGAGUUUAGGUCACACGUUGUUGUGUGUCUUUCCAUAUGUUCUGCACAUCUGUGCUUAGGUUGAGGUUCUCUUUGAAACUCAGUUCAUUCACCAGCAUUACAAGUGAACAUACCUUGCUGCUGUUGUAAGGUCAAAGGUUUUUGGUUUCUAAUUUUAUUUUUGUUAAUGUUUUAGUUGGGUCUGGAAUGCUGAAAUGUCUUUUAGUAGCUGUGGCAUAGCACAUGCCGGUUUUAACCAUUUGAAAUCAGUGUGUGGGCAUUUACAGGCACAAACAGCCUGUUGCUCUGUAACAUUUUUUUAACUAAGACUUGAAAUGUAAAAUGGACCUUAAGAUUUGCACUCAUUUGUCAGGUGGCUGUUCAUAGAGAACUGUGAGUGAAGACACACCAGUGUAGGACCUGGUUUUAACAACUUUUAUAACUACACGAAAGCUUCAUGGCUCGUUGCCAUAACUAUAAAGGGAAGGGAACAGCUCUCCUGUGUGCAAUACUAUAAAAUCCCUCGUGGCUAGAGACACCAAAAUCCUUUUACCUGGAAAGGGUUUAAGAAGCUCAGAAAACCUGGCUGUUACUUACAGGUUUGAAAUAUGAGAGACUGGUUCACAAAGAUUUGGGAGAGCCUGGAUUGAUGUCUGGUCCCUCUUAGUCCCAAGAGCGAACAACCCCCAGAACAAAGAGCACAAACAAAAGCCUUCCCCCCACCAAGAUGUGAAAGUAUCUUGUCCCCUUAUUGGUCCUUUGGGUCAGGUGUCAGCCAGGUUUCCUGAGCUCCUUAACCUUUCCAGGUAAAAGGAUUUUGGUGUCUCUGGCCAUGAGGGAUUUUAUAGUGUUACACACAGGAGGGCCGUUCCCUUCCCUUUAUAGUUAUAACACUCAUAAAGUGCUCCACUGAAAACUUUGCAGACCAUGUUCUGCCCUUAUCUCACCCUAUGCACGUUGAAUUUUAAAUCAAUAAAAAAAUGAAAUAAAUUUUGUAGUUGCUGUGCCCUCUGAACCAUGUUUCCAUUUCCAAGACAUUUCAAUGGGUUAGAUUUACCUGCAUGUUAUGUAGAUUGGAUUAUGCACUGUACCUUUAACAUGGCUUCAGUAUUCUGUAUUUCUACCCUUUUGUUGUCUGAAGUAUAAAGAACUAACUGCAUGUUGGGGUGCUGUGUUUUACUGCCCACAGCAGAUAGGUGUUAACCCAUAUACAUAUCACGAUGUAGAGUUAGGAACAAAUCCCAUGUAAGCAACACAUCCCGCUCCUGUGACUUUCUGAAUAUGCACAUGUCCCGUGUACAACUGGAAACUGCCAAGUGCUUGCAGUUCUGUGGGAGACAGAAUAACUUCAAUUUAACUGUCAGCCGUUUAAUGAGCUUGUUUACAUUAUGCUUAUAUCUGAACAACUAGGGGUGUCUGAGGGCAGAACAUACCUCAGAAGAACUUGGAGGCGGACAGAGAGGGUGUUCUGAUAUUUGCAAGUCUGAGAUGCUCUGAUACUUAGUAUUGAAAAGCUUGAACCUUUAUAAGCUCAAGUGUUCACUGCAAAAAUGAAACGUUUUCUUUUUGGAAAAUUAGUGCAAAUAGAAGAAUGGGUUGAUUCUUUUUGGGAGGGGAAGCGAGACAGCAGAACAGCAAUAAAAAAGUGAAAUACAUAUCUUGUGCUUGUGAUUUGCACUUCAAAAUAUCUGUGAAAGAAAACUGUAGGGGACUCCAGUGCUUUUGUGUUCAAUUUCUAACCCCUUUUGUACCUCCUUAUUCAAGCAAUUGUUGAACUGUACAUAGAUGUUCACAAGACACUCGAUUUGGUUUGUUUUUUUUCUUUUCCUUGUGUUUGUGUGUUUGCUUUAGAUUGAACUUUGUAUGGUCCAUUUGUUAAAUAGAUAUGAACAGUUGAUGUACAGUACUUAUUAAAAAAAACAAGCAGCAGCACAACUUAUUUUGUAAAGAAAAUAAUGGCUUAUAUUUUAAAGGUUGAAUAUCAAUUUUUGUAUGAGGGGAAUUAAGAUUGGUAAAGAGUAAUGAUAUCCUUGGAUUAGGCCAAAAGAAAAUACAUAACCACCUCUUUAUUAAAAAAAUGAAUUAAAGAGUUCCAGAACACUGUA
Messenger RNA from Gopherus flavomarginatus (Mexican gopher tortoise), 7401 nucleotides. Its product is annotated as protein argonaute-1. The transcript has 19 exons. Gene Ontology annotation, molecular function: RNA binding; protein binding. The record is from RefSeq and is a predicted model, not a curated record. NCBI's taxonomy places the organism in Eukaryota, Metazoa, Chordata, Testudines, Testudinidae. Bases 324 to 2672 code for a protein of 782 amino acids.